CUCUAACAAGAGGGAUCGGCUAUAGAGAGAGAUAGAGAGAGUAAGGAGAGAGAGAGAGAGACAGACAGAAACAGAGAGGGGGAGGAGGAGGAGGAGGGGGAGGGAUCGAGCUCUCAAUCAAAGAUAGACGUACAAAUUCAUGGAUAUAUAAACAGAGGUUUGGAUUAGGGUUGUGGAAGUAAAACAAAAUUGGGUGUAAAUUAGGGUUUCGAGAAAUUAAUAGUCUAGUAUUUUCUAUAUUUAAUUAGUCUUUAUAUUUGCUCUCCUAUUUUUGGAUUGUGAGGAAAAUUGGUGUGCCCUUAUGUGAGUGAAGCUGCUGUGGGUGUGGGGAGUUCGGUUUUCAAUGGGCAGCACUGGCGAACCAGACCGUAAACGGCGUCACUUCGGUUCCAUAUCACCCACGGGUGCCAUGGCUAAGAAGCAGCCAUCCUCGCUCUUCUCCGAGGACAAGAAGCUUGAUGCUACUGUUCUCCAAUUUCAAAAUCAAAAGCUUGUACAGAAGAUAGAAGCUCGAAAGAUCGAGUAUUCUUCACUAGAGAAUAGGUUCUCUCAACUAAAGGAGAAACAACAGCCUUACGAUUCCACAUUGAAAUCUGUCCAUAAGUCUUGGGAACUGCUAGUUACUGACUUGGAAGCAUGUUCCACCUGCAUAAGAGAGUCUAGCAUUGGGCAACAAUCUGGGCGUUUAUCAAUUACUGAGGAUGGGGUGUCAUCUUCUUUUGAGGAAGCUUUCCUUAGCCGACUUGUAGAAACGGGUGCAACUGAAACUUCCUCUGCAAAUGAUUGCCUCAAUUCGAUGAAAGAAGAUGAAGAAAAUGCUUCUGAAAAAAUUAAGAACAUUUUAUUUAAUAUAGUGGCUGCAAUCAAUGGCAUUUGGCAGCAAAAGGAUGGAUUACAUGCGAAUAAGAUUUCUGAGCAUGGUGCAGGCAGGCAUAAGGAAUCUUGUGAGUUGGUGGCAGAGGUUAAAAACUUGAGAUUGGCACUAAGUGAACUUCAUCUCAAGCACAAAUCAGUGGCAAGGGAAUUGCAGAGUUGUAGAGACAUUGAUGCAAAAAGUAAAGCUGAACUUAAGCAGUUAAAAGGGGAACUGGACAGUGCUGUUUCAGAAUUAGAAGAGAGUAAUUUGAAACUGGCAACACUUAAAGCUGAAGAAGAUGCAACAAAAGGGACGUUUUUCCCUGUACUAAACCUUGGAAGUAAGCCUGUUCCUGGUGACAAGGCAAGAGAUAAACAAAAGAAUAUGAAAGAAAUGGAGUCUGCUCUCAAAGAGCUUCUAGAUGAAGCUUCUUCCCGGCUGCUGAAAUUGAAAUGUCUUCAUGAUGACAGGAUAAAAAUAUUGCAACAGCUAUCCAAUUUGCAGGACUCAUUGAAGAAUGUGAAGUGUAUUUCUUCUUCACAAGGAUACAUUUUGGUGAGGGAUCAAUUGGAAAAGUCAAAAUCAGAAGUUCUCCAGUAUCAGGCCUUAUAUGAGAAACUACAGGUUGAGAGGGAUAACCUUUUCUGGAGGGAGGAGGAAUUGAACAUGAAAAAUGAUUUAGUUGAUGUUUUUCAAAGAUCUUCUGCAGUUGUUGAUUCUAGAAUUGCUUAUUUAGAGACAGAGAUACAAAGACAGAUCAAGGAGAGAAUUAUGAUUGAGACUAAGCUGGAAGAGGCAUCAGGAGAACUUGGAAGAAAAGAAAUCAUUGCUGAAUUCAAAGCCUUGGUUUCCUCAUUUCCUGAGGAAAUGGGAAAUAUGCAACGUCAAUUGAGUAAUUACAAAGAGGCUGCUUCCAAUAUUCAUUCUUUACGGGCUGAUGUGCAGUCUCUUUCUACUGUUCUUGAUAGGAAGCAGGUAAAGGAGUGUGAACAUUUGUCUUACAGAUCCAAAAAUAAAGUUGCUGAGAUACAAAAGUUGCAAUCUGUGGUUCAAGAUCUGAAGCAAAGUGAUCUGGAGUUGAAACUGAUAUUGGAAAUGUAUAGAUGUGAAUCUGGUGAUUCUAGGGAUGUUGUGGAAGCCAGAGAACUUGAAUACAGGGCUUGGGCUCAAGUUCAAAGUUUGAAGUCCUCUCUUGAUGAGCAAAAUUUAGAAUUACGAGUGAAGACAGCUAACGAAGCUGAGGCCAUAUCUCAGCAGAGGCUUGCCACGGCAGAAGCUGAGAUUGCUGAUCUGAGACAGCAAUUGGAAGCUUCCAAAAGGGAUAUGUCUAGAAUUUCUGAUGUUCUGAAAUCCAAAAAUGAGGAAAAUGAGGCCUACUUAUCUGAAAUAGAGACAAUUGGACAAGCAUAUGAUGACAUGCAGACACAAAACCAGCAUCUGUUGCAACAAGUCACAGAGAGAGAUGACUAUAAUAUUAAGCUUGUUUUGGAGGGUGUGAGGGCAAGACAGCUGCGGGACUCUCUACUCAUGGACAAACGAACCAUGGAAAGGGAGAUUCAACAAGCUAACCUUUCUCUUGAUUUCUACAAUGUGAAAGCUGCAAGGAUUGAAGAUCAUUUAAAAGUUUGUUUUGACCAGGUUCAUAAACUUAAAGAAGAGAAGUUUCAAAACUCAAGUACAUUGGAAAAUACUCAAAAGCGAUUAUUGGAUGUGAGAAAAUCAUCUAAUCAAGCAAGAGACACACUGGAGGACUCACAAUCCAAGGUUGGAAGAAGUCGAGCGGCUCUUUUGGAAUUGCAGAUAGAACUAGAGAGAGAGAGGUUUGACAAGAGAAGAAUAGAAGAGGAUUUGGAAGUAUCAAGGAGAAAGGUUUCAUGUCUACAAGCGCAGAUUGAUAGUUCAUCAAUUCUAGAAAAGCUUCAGCAAGAACUUAAAGAAUACAGGGAAAUUGUGAAGUGCAGUAUCUGCCUUGAAAGACCAAAAGAGGUUGUCAUUACAAAAUGCUACCACUUGUUCUGCAAUACGUGUGUACAAAGAAUUGUGGGAAGUCGUCACCGAAAGUGUCCGGCAUGUGCCACAAGUUUUGGAUCUAAUGAUGUGAAGCCUGUUUAUAUCUGAGAUGGAUAAGUUGUCCUGGGCUCUGCUUGUUUAUGAGACUCGGUUCUCAAAUUUGACUCGCUCUUGCCUGUGUGCCUUGAGCAAAAAGGCUUGAGCUAUGGGUCCCGCAGGUUCAUGUCUAUUGUUAUGAUAGAGAAUUGUGGAGAGAGAAUGAUGACAGGAUCCAGUGCCCCCAUCUGUCUAAUUAUAAACACUUAGAAAUCAUCUUUAGAUUGGGUUUAGUUUAGGUUGUGAUUUUGCAUAGUUUAUUGAUUUCACUGUGUUGACAAUUCUUGUUUCUUCUUAUAACUGCUUAGAGCCACUGGAAUCUUUCAAUUUAUUAUUUGCAGAUAUUCAGAAUCGAUGAAAUGCUAUGGCCCAAGGCAUUGGAGAUUGUGCUAUC
Molecule: messenger RNA, 3356 nt
Organism: Manihot esculenta (cassava)
Lineage: Eukaryota; Viridiplantae; Streptophyta; Magnoliopsida; Malpighiales; Euphorbiaceae
Product: E3 ubiquitin-protein ligase BRE1-like 1
Exons: 19
Coding region: 344-2974 (876 amino acids)
Cellular component (GO): HULC complex; nucleus
Molecular function (GO): ubiquitin protein ligase activity; metal ion binding
Source: RefSeq, a predicted model, not a curated record